GAGUUGGCGUCUGUGUUAUCUGUGUGCGCAGGUUGUGGCACGUCGUCUGUCCUCUCUGACAGGAAGCAGGUCGGACUCACUGUGCCCCCCCGGGUCGUCGAAGGACUCGCGUCUCAAUCCGCAGCGAAACGGACGGCGAAGGGAAAAGAGCUGGUCGAGACGACUUGGUGAAUGUUGUGCACACACACACAGAAUGGCUGCACUGUGUCGUCUGAGGCAGUGCCACUCCUCCGCCGGGGCCAUCUCUAAUCUUCACACGAGCAGCCGGGCCUCCGCCGCACAGCAUUACAAGAUGCUGGUGCUCGGAGGAGGCAGUGGGGGCAUUGCGAUGAGUGCACGGAUGAAGAGGUUGAUGGGAGCUGGGAACGUCGCUGUCGUGGAGCCCAGUGAGAUGCACUACUAUCAGCCAAUAUGGACCCUGGUGGGUGCCGGUGCAAAAACUGUAGCCUCGUCGGGUCGACCCACUGCAAGUGUCAUGCCCUCCGGAGUGAAGUGGGUGAAAUCUAGAGUCCAGGAAUUAGACCCAGACAGAAAUACUGUGCGCACAGAGGAUGGAACUGAAAUCUCCUACGAGUACUUGAUUGUGGCUCUCGGAUUACAACUGCAUUACGAGAAGAUCAAGGGCCUGCCAGAGGGGUUUGAACAUCCGAAGAUUGGGUCAAACUACUCAGUCCAAACUGUGGAGAAAACAUGGAGAGCACUGCGGAACUUCAAAGAAGGCAACGCUGUGUUCACUUUCCCAAAUACUCCUGUGAAAUGUGCUGGAGCUCCUCAGAAGAUCAUGUACCUCUCAGAUUCCUUCCUCAGAAAGACAGGGAAAAGGGCAAAGGCCAAUAUAAUAUACAACACAGCGCUACCCGUGCUCUUUGGGGUCAAGAAAUAUGCCGACUCACUGUGGGACAUUGUGAAAGGCCGUGACCUGCAAGUGAACCUGAGCCAGAACCUGAUUGAAGUGCGGGCAGACAAGCAAGAAGCUGUGUUUGAAAAUCUUGACAAACCGGGGGAAACCAAAGUGGUUGAGUAUGAAAUGCUUCAUGUCACACCACCAAUGGGACCCAGUUUGGCGAUUAAAGGCAGUCCACUGGCCGAUGAAGCUGGCUGGCUGGACGUCGACAAAGACAAUCUCCAACAUAAGAAGUAUCCAAACGUGUUCGGGAUUGGAGACUGUACCAACCUGCCCACGUCCAAAACUGCUGCUGCUGUCGCCGCGCAGACUGCCAUCUUGAACAGAACCAUCAGCAGAGUCCUGAAAAAUAAGAAGCCAGAUAAGAAGUAUGAUGGCUACACUUCAUGUCCGUUGGUUACAAGCUACAACACAGUCAUUCUGGCAGAGUUCGACUACAAUGGACAACCACUGGAGACGUUCCCCAUCAACCAGGCCAAAGAAAUGAGAUUAAUGUACCACAUGAAAGCUGAUUUGAUGCCUCAUCUCUAUUGGCAUGGGCUUCUCAGGGGCCUGUGGGGUGGACCCGGACCAUACAGGAAACUCUUUCAUCUUGGGAUGAAAUGAAAUGUGAUCUCAGUUAACAUGUUAGAAGUUACAUUUGCUAAAUGUUUAGGAAAGAAUAUAACAUGAAAUGAAUCAUUCAUAAUUAUUAAAAGGUCAAAUAGUGAUUAUUAUUCAGAUUCAUAUAUAUCAGAUUAAAAAAAAUAGAUUAAGACAGUUAGUUAUUGUUUCAACCUUGUUUGACACAAUCAGCAAUUUGCCUCCAGCUCCCUACCUGCACAAGUGGUGUGGAUAUGUUGCUUGGGAAGGAAAUUAUUCUUUCAGUUUACAUUAAAACUGAUUGAUCAAA
This is a messenger RNA of Scophthalmus maximus (turbot), 1796 nucleotides long. It is a transcript of the gene sqor, whose product is annotated as sulfide quinone oxidoreductase. The record is from RefSeq and is a predicted model, not a curated record. Bases 194 to 1510 code for a protein of 438 amino acids. NCBI's taxonomy places the organism in Eukaryota, Metazoa, Chordata, Actinopteri, Pleuronectiformes, Scophthalmidae. The transcript is spliced from 10 exons. Gene Ontology annotation, molecular function: sulfide:quinone oxidoreductase activity; FAD binding. Gene Ontology annotation, cellular component: mitochondrion.